This is a messenger RNA of Colletotrichum higginsianum IMI 349063, 201 nucleotides long. RefSeq lists its product as uncharacterized. NCBI's taxonomy places the organism in Eukaryota, Fungi, Ascomycota, Sordariomycetes, Glomerellales, Glomerellaceae. The record is from RefSeq and is a predicted model, not a curated record. The transcript is spliced from 2 exons. Bases 1 to 201 code for a protein of 66 amino acids.
AUGCACGUCAUCGUUUCUUCCGUCCUGGUCGCCGUGUUCGCCAUGGGCAAUCUCGUAGCCGCUGCGCCACAAAACAAUGCCCGGGAACGCUUCAAGAAGCAGAGCUGCCAAAGCCAGGCUUGCAUUGACUCUGUUGACUCGGGCUGCCCACUCAGCAACAUCAACUUCGUGCUUGGUGGUUGCGACGACCCCAGCCAGUGA